Messenger RNA from Effrenium voratum, 966 nucleotides. NCBI's taxonomy places the organism in Eukaryota, Dinophyceae, Suessiales, Symbiodiniaceae. The record is from the annotation of a GenBank genome assembly.
AUGUGCGCUGCAGCGAAGCAAGCUGGAGAUGCCGCCGUCAGCAAGAAGGACUUCCAGGAGGCCGUCCGGUGCUACACGGAGGCCCUGCGAAAGUCGGAGCCGCCGGAGCCGUCGGAGCUCUGCGCGGCGCUCUUCUGCAACCGGGCGUUGGCAUAUCUGGAGUUGGAGAAGUGGAACGAGGCUGAGGAGGACGCCAGCCGUGUGCUUAGCGACGCCGCAAGCGGCGCCGGCGUUGCCGGCUUCGACGAGCCCAAGCUCCGGGUGAAGGCGCUGUACCGCCGCGGCUUAGCGCGGGAGGCGCUGAAGAAGUGGCAGGAGGCCAAGGAGGACCUGAGCCUGGCGCUCAAGGCUGCGCCCGGCAACGCGGGGCUCCAGGCGGCCUGCCGCCGCGUGGCCGCCUGCGUGCCGAGGCCGCGCUACGUGGCGGCCCAGCCGUACCACACCGCAGCAGUGCAGAGCCUCGCACACAUUGCUGGCGGAGAGGUUGGCUACAUGCAAGUCAACCCGGACAUCUGCGUGCGCUUUCCCAACGGCAUGGCUGUGCAGGCGCACGAACGCACCGGCAGCCUGGUGGCCAUCCGGGAGCAAGUGACGGCUCACGGGAAACGCCCCGCGCGGCACGUGGAGACGAAGAACCGGGACUUCCAUCUGAGGCCGAACUUCGGGCCGAUGGAUGGGCUCAACGCCGAAUACGACGUGGGCGGCAACCUGGUGCGGCUCUUCUCCAAGUUUGCGGAGGAUUUCAGCGGGCCAUUCCUUACUUUCAAUGCCGACGCGUCCAUGAGCUUGCGCGAGAGCUGCUGCUACAAGGAAGGCCGCGUGGUCAGCAAGCUCCAGUCUGACAUCCCGCCCAGCUUCAUAGCGGAUGCUUUCCGCUCGCUCAUCCUUCCGGUGAAGAAGGCACUGGACAUGGGCCUUGCUCCCAACGAGGAGGACCAGAUUGUGGGAACCGAACUCACCCGGUGA